ACGAUCCGUGCCCUAGAGACAGAGAGCCAGUGAAUGAUCCGACGUUCUGCGAACCUGAAGUUCGUUCAUUCUCGUAACACGUUCUCGCCCCCGUUUUAGGUUACUUCGUCCGUCAGACAAGGCAGGUUCUCCGAAAGCCUCCUCCUAAAAGGAAUCAGCGUUUACAAUUCAAGAGUCACCUGGGACCGCAAGAGUAUGAAGUUACCAAUAAUUUGUACUGCAGUUUAUUGUUUAUUUAGUGAGAGACAUUCUUUGUGCAAUAAACUUAUGAUAAAACUCUAAUUAGAAUCAGUGAUAAAAAAAAGUGUUUUAUUUUUAGUUUAUAAUUUUUGUGUUUUAAGUUAUUGUGGUUACAUCAAGAAAUAUUUAAGACAAUCGGCAAUAAGGUGAUUUUUAUGAACCUGUGGACUGAAAGUAACUAAAAUUUUUGAGGUUGAGUUGUUAUAAACCUGUCGCCAAAUAUGUAUUCAUUUGCGUCACCAUAUAACAAUCCCAGACAAUUUUUAAGAAGUGAAGACGACCUGAAAAGACCUAAAGUAGGGUGGAAAAAACCUGAUCCUGGGGACUGACAAAUGCUUAUACCAGCCAAGCCGGAUAGAUGAGAGCGUUUUUAGCAAAAGUACAUCUGCACAAGGACAAAGACUGUUAUGCACUUAUAUCGUUUUAGUUCUUUUAUAAAAUAAUGGGCCAGGAAAGAUAUUUCCCGGAAUUUUAAUUUUUUUUUUCCCGGUGACGCACUGUGACUGGUGUUCUUGUGGCAGGCUAUAGUUUCCUUGGUAAAAGUUCUUUGCAAGUGUAUAAGAGACUAUUUGAAGAUGAUUGCUUCUCCUAGUGUUAAGAAAUUUACAAUUCAAACAAGCUCUCGUGAAAAAUCAUUUUUUGACAGCAUUCACGAUCAGAAUGCCAAUGCUGACAGGGAGCCACUACGAGAUGGAAAAUCUCAACAAAAUGGCAAUAUUCGACAAGAUGUGUGCACUGAUUAUAUCAAUUAUGGAACGGAAGAUAAGAUGGAAAUCCAAGGUUUCGUGAAAGAUAAAGCAAGGACAGUUUUGAUCUGGGUAUUUAUAUUUUUAACUCUCGGUUUGCUAAGGCUUGUUUUUCACUGGUGGCCUCAGUGGAUGCUUUACGCCACCCAUAGACCAUGCUCAUUGGACAAAGCUGAAAAAGUUCUAGUCAUUGAACGCUACCAAGAUCAGCAUAAAUGUUAUUAUGUGGAGGACGUUGCAUCAAUAAAUUUGGAAUCUGUGAGAAAUGAGAUCAACCAAGAUGACAACAAUAUUUGGGACCACAAUCUUUUAACAGAGAUAGACAAAUUUGAUAAGUUAACAGUACAUAUUUCAAGAGGGAGGUUUAAAGAAAUUGAUACCUUGAAACUUUUCACGUGUAAGAAAAUGAUAUAUUUUUGGGACCCUGAUGAUGGCAUUUUUUACCAAGUCCGAGGAUUAGAUUGGGAUGUCAGUUUAUCGGUUCUACACCAGCAAAAAGGACUGUCCGCCACUGAACAGUACAUUCGGAGGGUUGUUUUUGGAGCCAAUGAAAUUAUUGUGCCAAUGACAAGUGUCACUAACUUGUUCUUCCUGGAAGUACUAAACCCGUUCUACAUUUUUCAAUUAUUUUCCUUCACGCUUUGGGCUGUUGAUGACUACAUCUUUUAUGCAUCUGCAAUUUUCAUAUUGUCAUGCAUAAGUGUGGGAUUCGCUGUUAAGCAAACACGAAAGAACCAAAAGAACCUCUCUAGCAGGGUCCAUUCAAGGGAUGUCGUUAAUGUUUUACGUGAAGGGAUGGAAACCGAGUCAGUCGUCAUAUCUACAGAGCAGCUUGUGCCAGGGGAUGUCAUAGUACUCCCACCUCACGGCUGCAUCAUGCAUUGCGAUGCGGUUCUCCUCACUGGAAACUGCAUCGUAAAUGAAAGCAUGCUGACAGGGGAAAGUGUACCUGUUACAAAAACUCCACUGCCGAACAACUCGAACACGGAAUAUGAUGAGAAAGAGCAUGCACGUCACACUCUGUUCUGUGGAACACAAGUGAUUCAGACAAGAUAUUACGGCAAUGAAAAGGUUUUGGCAGUAGUAGUUAGAACGGGAUUUUCAACAGCGAAGGGGAAAUUAGUCAGAUCCAUUUUGCACCCUCCGCCAGUCGAUUUUAAGUUUGAGAGAGAUUCAUACAAGUUUGUUCAACUUUUGGCUUGCGUUGCAGCUAUCGGUGUUUUAUAUACAGUUGUCACAAUGGCCAUUCGUCGAAAUCCUUGGAGUGAAAUAAUACUGAAAGCACUAGAUUUGAUAACGAUCGUUGUUCCUCCAGCUUUACCAGCUGCUAUGACUGUCGGAAGGAUGUAUGCCCAAGCAAGGUUGGAAAAAGCGAAUAUUUUUUGUAUUAGUCCUAGAACAAUAAAUGUUGCUGGUUCAAUAAAUUGUGUCUGUUUUGACAAGACAGGAACUUUGACCGAGGAUGGGUUGGACAUGUGGUGUGUAGCACCAGUGCACAACUCAAAGUUUCACCUUCCUGUUAAAAAUAUCAAAAGCCUCCCGCCAGAUCAUUUGUUGAGGUCAAUGGUGACAUGCCAUUCCAUAACAAUUAUCGAAGGCAAUCUAGCUGGAGAUCCAUUAGAUAUUAAGGUAUUUGAAAGUACUGGUUGGACAUUAGAAGAACCAGAAAUUAACGAUGCUGCUAAAUUUGAUCUUAUAUCUCCAACUGUGGUAAAACCAGGCCCUGAAAAUGUGGUGCCGGAAUCCCCAGAUGAGAUCGACUUUGAAAUUGGUAUUGUGAGACAAUUCACUUUCUCUUCGAGCCUUCAAAGAAUGAGUGUUAUUACUAGGACACUCGGUGCUAAUACUUUCACCCUUUAUUGUAAAGGCUCACCAGAAAUGAUUUUAUCGCUUUGUGAUCAGAGCUCAGUGCCAUCAGAUUUCCAAAGACAGCUUGAAAUGUACACUAAGGAAGGCUACCGAGUGCUGGCUUUAGCAUACAAAGAUUUGCCGCCUAGGCUCAGCUAUGCAAAAAUGCAACGAUUGUCAAGAGAAGAAGCUGAAAGCAACCUGAUAUUGCUUGGUUUGGUAGUCAUGGAAAACAGACUAAAACCCCAAACUUCUCCAGUGUUGCACAUGCUCAGAGAUGCCCAAGUGCGAACAAUUAUGGUCACAGGAGAUAAUAUGCUGACAGCGCUAAGUGUCGCUAGAGACUGUGAAAUGGUACCCCCAGGUCAGACGGUUAUUAUGAUCCACACAACCCAUCAUAAUCACAAGCCUAUUUUGUACUUUACUCAAUCGACUGGUGCUACAACACCUGAUACAACACAUGUAUUAAGUGAAAUGAGUCAAAUGACAGCAACAGAAAGCCUGACAAGUUUGCAGACCAUUGGCUCCAAUAAUUUCAACCAUAUUCCAAACGGUACAGCAAGAAACAGCGUAGUCACUGAAUUACCUUUCGAUAUCAACAUUGAAGAUCAGAUGGGUACAGACUACUCUUUUGCCCUCACUGGCACUACAUGGAGUAUUAUAAGGUCUCAUUAUCCAGAACUUGUUGGUAAAAUUAUUACAAGGGGAUCUGUGUUUGCAAGAAUGUCACCAGAUCAAAAACAACUUCUUGUCCAAGAACUUCAACAGCUUGAAUAUUUUGUCGCAAUGGUCGGUGAUGGAGCAAACGAUUGUGGAGCACUCAAAGCUGCUCAUGCUGGCAUAUCACUGUCAGAAGCCGAAUCGUCCGUUGCUUCUCCAUUCACAUCGAAAACACCGAAUAUCAGUUGUAUUGUUGAAGUCAUUAAGGAAGGAAGAGCUGCUCUCGUUACUUCGUUUGCAAUUUUUAAAUACAUGGCUGCAUACAGUUUGAUGCAAUUCGGCUCAGUGAUUAUCCUAUACUCGAUCGAUUCUAACUUGACCGAUGUGGAAUAUUUGUACAUUGAUCUAUUUGUGAUUACAACUUUUGCAUUUGUUCUUGGAAAAGUCAAAGCGUAUCAGGGUCCACUUUAUCCAACACCGCCUCAGUCUUCACUUAUUUCUAUAUCUCCAAUAUUCUCAUUACUCGGGCAGAUGAUAAUUGCGAUUAGUAUUCAGUUCAUUAGCUUUUUCUGGACAACUAGUAUGGACUGGUACAACCCUCCGAUCAACCAUAACAAUCUAUUUAAUAACAGCAGUGGGCAAGAUUUUAACACGACUGAUGAAUCAUUUCUGGAAGUAACAGUUGAACCUCUGGAGCCUACUGGUCUUAGUGCAGGAUAUGCUAAUUAUUCACUCUUUACUGUAUCGAGCUUCCAAUACAUUAUAUUGGCACUUGUGUUCAGCAAGGGUGCACCGUAUCGUAAAUCGUUAUUCUUGUCUCCAGUCCUCAUGGGAGCUACAAUAAUAAUUACAGCAUUCUCAAUAUAUCUUGUCACCAAUCCUUUCGAUUGGCUUAAAGAAUUAUUCGAGCUCGUACUUCCUCCUUCUGACAAUUUCAAACUAAUGAUGCUACUGCUCGCCUUCGUUAAUCUCGUUCUGGCGUUUGUUUUUGAAAGAAUAAGCGACCUUUUAAGGAACAAGAUUGAAAAGAAAAGGUUUAUGCCGUAUGAAUUAAUAAAUCAAAGUUUAAAAGAAGAUUAUUUGUGGCCUCCAAUCAGCAAUGAGCCUCCCAGAUUCAAUGAAACUUCACCCACUUUGCCUGGUCCACCAGCCACCAUCACAGUUGUAAACACACCACCGGGAAAAAAACGAUUAAACAGUAUUGGUCCAAAUAGUGUGAGUGAUUUGCAACUAGAGAAAUUUUCGACUCCGAUGAGAAGCGUCGUGAGUCUGAUGAACAACAAAAAUGUCGGGCAGUCGGAGGACAGCCUAUCGGGUUACCAAACACCCCCAACUAGUCUCGGCUCUCCUCAGAUGACAGCAAAGUCUCAUGUAUUGUAAAUCUUUCUAAUAAGACUUAAUUGAAGUGGAUUCCAGCUGUUCGAACCGCUUUGGGUUUUUGGAACAGCAUACAAUGCAUUUUAUUUUAGAUUUAAGUCGCAUAUGGGAGUGAAUUUCUGCAGUGUAACUUGAUUUAUAGGAAUUUAGGUAAUGUCGUUUUAAUAAUAAAAUGUAACUUCAUAUCCAUUCCAUUAGACUUAUACAUAUUUAUUAAUGUGGGUCUUCCGUCAAAUUUACUUUAAACUUUUGUACUGCAAUUCAAUUUUAAUACUUUAUUAGGAAAUUGUGCACAUAAUUUAGUCAGGGUGGGGUGUUUAGUCAGAAUUUAUCCAUAAAAGUCAAUCAUUAUUUUAGAAAAACAAUAUUCAGAUUAUUGAUAUUUAAGUAUGCGAUGGGCACCUAAUAGAGAAUGGAAAACAAUUGUUAAAAUAAUAAAAUCCAAAAUUCACAAUAAUAUUAAAGGAAACUAAAUUAUACAACACAAACAAAAUCAAAGUAAAGAAAACCACUUUGAAUUGUUAUCAAAUGAAAUCUGUAUUAAAAACCCCAAAACCAAAUCUUUAAAGAAAAUUAAAUAAGCCAAAUUUGGUUGAAGCUCACCAAGAUAAAAAAACCGAUUUUUUUAACAAGAACCACAAGGCAGGUCUGUUUAGAGCAAGGCUUGAAACACACCUGUCGAUGUGUCCAUCCCUCUCCCUUCUCCCCCACCGAGCGUCCAUUGUGACACCCAAAUUUGGAGCAAUUAUGAGGGUGACAAGAAUAUUCUAUUUUAUUAGCUUCUUGCACUUUUAAUUUUACUUUCUGUAGGUGAUAGUUAUUAUAUUUUAAGAAUGUUGUAUUGUGAUCACACAACUUACUAAAAAAAUUAUAUUAAACCUUCCUUUAUUUUUAAGAUUUUAAUUGUUUAUAAUAAGCUAAUAAACUAAAGAAACUUAUACAUUUAUUAAGAAUUUUCAGUCAACUAUUUUAAGUUAACACAUCCAACUGGCUGGAUUACUUAAAAAUACAAGCAUUUUCAAUGCUUUUAUUUGUAGUAUUUUUAAUCAGCACUGAUCACCAACUGAAGAAGAAAAAACAGUAUUAUAAGACUUAUUUUUUUUAAUCAUGAAUUAUUUAUUUAUUUAGAAUUUACUAAUUUCCUAUUAGGCCAGUAUUUCUUAACACAUAAUUAAUUUGGUCACUACUGUUAUCAUUUGACAUUUUGACUAAAUAACAAGAAAGGAAUGGAAAAUGUUAUACAUUCCAUCUUUUGACAUUUCAGUAGUUAGCAUUCCGAAUAUAUUGGUUGGUUAAUUUUUUUUAAAACAUCAUAUUUAAGCAUGAAUUAUUCCCAGGCUGUAUUUUAUAAUUUUUUAUAAUUCAGAAUUUAUCAUUUUAAUGUAAAGAUUUGCAAGGGUAAACUAGUUUCUGUUGAAGAUUAUGUAUUUUAUAAGAUGAUAAUGCUAUUGUAUUCUUUUCUUAUGAUUUUAAUCUCUUUUUCAAGAGUUCCUAAAA
Messenger RNA from Cimex lectularius (bed bug), 6368 nucleotides. RefSeq names its product probable cation-transporting ATPase 13A3. Bases 816 to 4874 code for a protein of 1352 amino acids. The record is from RefSeq and is a predicted model, not a curated record. Gene Ontology annotation, biological process: polyamine transmembrane transport; intracellular calcium ion homeostasis. Gene Ontology annotation, molecular function: ATPase-coupled monoatomic cation transmembrane transporter activity; ATP binding; ATP hydrolysis activity. The transcript is spliced from 22 exons. NCBI's taxonomy places the organism in Eukaryota, Metazoa, Arthropoda, Insecta, Hemiptera, Cimicidae. Gene Ontology annotation, cellular component: membrane.